Aspergillus steynii IBT 23096 is the source of this 1539-nucleotide messenger RNA. RefSeq names its product Zn(II)2Cys6 transcription factor. Gene Ontology annotation, molecular function: DNA-binding transcription factor activity, RNA polymerase II-specific; zinc ion binding. Bases 1 to 1539 code for a protein of 512 amino acids. NCBI's taxonomy places the organism in Eukaryota, Fungi, Ascomycota, Eurotiomycetes, Eurotiales, Aspergillaceae. The record is from RefSeq and is a predicted model, not a curated record. The transcript has 4 exons. Gene Ontology annotation, biological process: regulation of DNA-templated transcription.
AUGCGCCAAACGCUUCGCCGGUCCUGUGCGGCAUGUGCCAAAGCCAAACAUAGCUGCGACUUGCGCACCCCGCGCUGUUCUCGAUGCGUCAAGCGCCAGGUCCAAUGCAUCUAUGCGAAUGAGCCUCUGAGUGCACCGCCGGCUGCUCCCGGGCGGGGAGAUGGCGGAUCAUUAGGACCUGUCGAGGGCCUCGGCGCUUUGACAACGUACAGAUUCGGCUCUCUAGAUCCUUUCGACUCUUAUCCACAGACGAGACUUCCCCGGGAGCGCGUCCAACGUCUCAUCCAUAGCUUUGUCCAUAAGAUCGCAUUCCAGUACUAUCCCCUUGACCUCAAUCCUACCUCGAAUCCGUUUCUCAUCUCUUGGUGGCCACUCGCUUUGGGUGAUCCAGCGCUGUUCCACGUCUCGUUGCAGACAGCAUGUCUUGAUGAGGAGUUACUGGCGCAAAAGGGCUUUCAGGCUUCCGAAAUCCUCAUGGCCGACUCUGUAGCUCUACUACGACGAAAGGUGCAAGAGCCAUCACUAGCUGUACAGGAUGGAACGAUGAACUCUGUCAUCACCCUGGCAGCAAUCGAAUUCGGGAAGGGUAAUAUUAAAGUCAGCGAAAUGCAUGUAGAUGGGGUCAAAAAGCUCAUCGACAUGAGGGGUGGCAUCAAUUCGGUAAGGCAAACCAGUCCGCUGACCGCGAGAAUGGUGAGCUGGGUAUCGAUGAUCGUUACCGGUCGCCCUCAAUUCGACACGCAGGAUGAUCUCGGCACUGGAGAUGGCAUACCUCCCAUUCCGGAAUGGCAGCUUGAUUCGACUACCCACGAUGAUUUAUCGGAUCUUGGCACCAUUGAAGUUGAUGAUGCGGUAAAGAACGUUCUCAUCCGUCUUCGCAAUGCCUUCGGGCGGGCGCAGCAAAUCCCGCUGCCUUCCACGCGACUGCAUGACCUCACGUGCUUCGUUGUACACCGGCUUCUUCUCUCAGUGCCGAACCUGACAGAUUCUCAGUUGUCACCAUCACCAAUCACUGAAUGCAUUCGCUACGCAACUGUCCUCUACAUGUUUGCCAUUCAGGGACCAUUGUAUUUCUCGCAUGCUGUCAUAUUGAAUAUGAUCGUUACCCGGCUCAUGGAUAACCUGAAGCAACUCGACUUGACAGGCUCUGUGCAUGAUGACUCACUAGAUACUUGGUUCUUUGCAAUCGGAAUGGUGGCCUCGACUGGUACACCCCAGUACCAGUGGUUCAUGAACAGAGCAAAGGCAUUGACUGCUUCUUUACAGAUCAGUGAUUGGAGUGACGUUUUCACGCGUGUUAAGAACGUUCUGUGGCUGGAGCUACCGCAAGGCGAGGAUACAUUCCGGCCUCAUUGGGAGACAGUUCUACACAUGACAGACUCAAUGUCACCAGAUGUUAUGAUGUGUUUCUCGCCGGGCAGUGUCUAUGGGGUACCAUCUCACAUACCUGCGUGGUAUCCUGACUAUCCCGAUUACUCGACAGAUGAAAGUCAGCCACUGCCCACGGAAGAGAAAUGGGACAUGGACAUGGUAUCAUGA